UGUAAAUGACUUCAUAAUCAAAGCCUCUGCUCUGGCAUGCUUGAAGGUGCCUGAGGCAAAUUCUUCAUGGAUGGACACAGUUAUUAGGCAAAAUCAUGUAGUGGAUGUUAGCGUUGCAGUUAGUACUCCUGCAGGUCUUAUAACCCCUAUUGUGUUUAAUGCACAUAUAAAGGGCCUGGCUUCCAUUAGCAAGGAUGUGGUUUCUUUGGCAACUAAAGCCCGAGAAGGUAAACUUCAGCCUCACGAAUUCCAGGGUGGUACUUUCACAGUUUCCAAUUUAGGAAUGUAUGGGAUUAAGAAUUUCUCUGCCAUAAUCAAUCCACCUCAAGCCUGCAUCCUUGCAGUUGGUUCCUCAGAGAAAAGGCUAGUGCCAGCUGAUAAUGAGAAGGGAUUUGAUGUAGCAAGCAUGAUGUCUGUUACCCUCAGCUGUGACCAUCGUGUUGUAGAUGGAGCAGUUGGAGCACAGUGGCUUGCUGAAUUCAAGAAUUUCCUUGAAAAGCCAGUAACCAUGCUGCUAUAAUUUAACCAUGCAAGCAACAUUUUCCUGGGUCACACUGUUUCGUUUUAAAGAAGCUAUUUAGACUUUAGUGUUCAGACUUAUGAAAAGAGUUCCUUUUUUAUUUUAAAUAUGUAUUAUGUUAUCUGGUAAUGUUAUUGCCAGUCUGUACAGA
This is a messenger RNA of Apaloderma vittatum (bar-tailed trogon), 671 nucleotides long. RefSeq names its product dihydrolipoyllysine-residue acetyltransferase component of pyruvate dehydrogenase complex, mitochondrial. Gene Ontology annotation, cellular component: pyruvate dehydrogenase complex. Gene Ontology annotation, biological process: pyruvate decarboxylation to acetyl-CoA. Gene Ontology annotation, molecular function: dihydrolipoyllysine-residue acetyltransferase activity. The transcript has 4 exons. The record is from RefSeq and is a predicted model, not a curated record. Bases 71 to 520 code for a protein of 149 amino acids. NCBI's taxonomy places the organism in Eukaryota, Metazoa, Chordata, Aves, Trogoniformes, Trogonidae.